GGCCGCUGCAGGUAAGCAACACGAGAGCUUGCAAUAUGGCCGUCGUCCCCCUCUUCCUCGUCCUCGUCUUAGCCGUCGCUACCAUGGCCAUAUCCGAGCAGGAGACGACCACGCACAUCAAGGUGUACUGGCACGACGUGUACAGCGGGCCGAGCCCGACGGCGGUCGAGGUUGCGCGUGCCCCGUCGACCAACUCGUCUAAGACCCUGUUCGGCGGGGUGUAUGUCAUCGACGAUGCGCUUACAGAUGGGCCCGACCUCAACUCGUCGAGGCUGGUUGGGCGCGCGCAGGGCAUGUACGUCAGCUCCGGCAAGGACGAGCUGGCGGUGCUCAUGAACAUGAACUUCGUCUUCACCGCCGGCGGCAGGUACAACGGCAGCAGCAUCGCCAUCAUGGGCCGGAACUCGGCGGCCUCCGCUGCCAUCCGCGAGAUGCCUGUCAUCGGCGGCACCGGCAUCUUCCGCUUGGCCCGUGGGUACGCGCUGGCCACAACGUACGCCUUCAAUAUUAGCACCGGCGACGCCACAGUCGAGUACAACGUCUUCAUCCGCCACUAGUAGAUGGGACGAUCAAUCGGCUGCUGUUAACGUUAUGCUUAUUUAAAUGAUGAAUAGGAACCUUUUGAGAUGCGGUGAUUAAUAAUAUAAUAGUUAUAUUUACUCAAA
Triticum aestivum (bread wheat) is the source of this 665-nucleotide messenger RNA. RefSeq names its product dirigent protein 21-like. The record is from RefSeq and is a predicted model, not a curated record. Lineage: Eukaryota; Viridiplantae; Streptophyta; Magnoliopsida; Poales; Poaceae. Bases 36 to 557 code for a protein of 173 amino acids. The transcript has a single exon.